UCCUUGCAGCUUCUCUCAGCUUCUCAAACAAGAUGGCGGCGCUACGAGUCGCGGUGCUAUCGGGGACCGGGAGAGCCCUGCUCGGGUCGCCGAGGACCAUCAAGCCGUCCAAGGCCAACAUGUCCUUUGCCAGUUUGCCCCGGAACAAGAAGCUCGCCCUCACAACGCUGGGUGUGGUCACGGCUGGGGGGGCGGGGCUCGCUCUGAUGCUGCACCAGGCCGUCAAAGCCUCUGACCUGGAGCUCCACCCUCCUCAGUACCCCUGGAGCCACGCCGGACCUCUGUCCUCUCUGGACCACGCCAGUAUUCGCCGUGGUUACCAGGUGUAUAAGCAGGUGUGUUCAGCCUGCCACAGUAUGGAGUACCUGGCCUUCAGAAACCUGAUAGGAGUGUCGCACACAGAGGAGGAGGUCAAGGUCAUCGCUGAGGAGGUUGAGGUGGUGGACGGUCCUGAUGAGAGCGGAGAGAUGUUCACUCGACAAGGAAAGGCGUCGGACUACUUCCCUAAGCCCUACUCCAACCCCGAGGCGGCUCGGGCUGCCAACAACGGAGCGCUGCCUCCGGACCUCAGCUACAUCAUCAGUGCAAGACACGGAGGAGAGGACUACGUGUUCAGCCUGCUGACAGGAUACUGUGAGCCUCCCGCUGGAGUGGAUGUGAGGGAGGGGCUCUACUACAACCCCUACUUCCCCGGCCAGGCCAUCGGCAUGGCCCCUCCCAUCUACAACGAGGUCCUGGAGUUUGAGGACGGAACCCCUGCCAGCAUGAGCCAGGUUGCUAAGGACGUCUGCACCUUCCUGAGGUGGGCCGCCGAGCCGGAGCACGACCAACGCAAACGCAUGGGACUGAAGCUGCUGUUGGGCUCAGCCAUCGUCAUCCCUUUGCUCUACUACAUGAAGAGACACAGGUGGUCUGUGCUGAAGAGCAGAAAGAUCGCCUACAAGCUUCCUAAGUAAACCAACACCCCCCCACCCGGUCUGGGCCUAAAACUUACCAGAAGAGAAGGCUGCGUUCAAAGACCCCACAACAUUCACCUCACAACGAUCUAACGGACACAGGACAACUGACGCACACAUGCCUUUUUAAGAGCAGAACGAGAUAUAAGGGUAUAAAUAUAUAGUACGAGUAUUCUGCCUUUUUUAGUUGUCGGCAUGGGAGAACGGGUUGUCAGAUUCAUCUUUAUCUAGUGGUGCAGGUUUGUGUCAGAGAGUUGUGGCGUUCUUGAACGCACCCAGUAUGUGUUUGUUUGAUCUGCAUUGAGUCGCCACUGGGACCAGUUCCCGUCUCAAUAUCACUUUGUCACUCUCGAGUGAUGCUUCAACGAUUGCCCGUCUUUGUAUCUUUGUAAGAUACUCGGUAACCACGCGAACGAGUUAAAUGGUUAAAGUUUCAAACAUCCUGGCUGUAUGUAUUUCCAUGCUCCUCUGUCCUCUACACAAAGGCACUCGGUGGAGAAAACACAACCUCUGAUUCUCUGUUUUAAUGUACAAAAUAAAUUAUGUUAAAUGAAA
Messenger RNA from Limanda limanda (common dab), 1511 nucleotides. RefSeq names its product cytochrome c1, heme protein, mitochondrial (gene cyc1). Lineage: Eukaryota; Metazoa; Chordata; Actinopteri; Pleuronectiformes; Pleuronectidae. Gene Ontology annotation, molecular function: electron transfer activity; heme binding. Bases 33 to 956 code for a protein of 307 amino acids. The transcript is spliced from 7 exons. Gene Ontology annotation, biological process: mitochondrial electron transport, ubiquinol to cytochrome c. The record is from RefSeq and is a predicted model, not a curated record.